Molecule: messenger RNA, 1503 nt
Organism: Cicer arietinum (chickpea)
Lineage: Eukaryota; Viridiplantae; Streptophyta; Magnoliopsida; Fabales; Fabaceae
Product: peptidyl-prolyl cis-trans isomerase FKBP42
Molecular function (GO): protein binding; peptidyl-prolyl cis-trans isomerase activity
Source: RefSeq, a predicted model, not a curated record
AAUAAUCCUUCCUUCGCUUUGUAAUUUCAUUUCACUCUUUCUCUCUCUUCUCUCUCUUCUCUCUCUCUCUCUAGAACUAGAAUCUUCUUCAAUCGAGACACCAACAAAAAUCGAUCUGGUCAACCAUGCAAGAAGUUCAAGAACCUCAACCCCAAUCAACACUCGGUCAAGAAAAUGUAGAUGAAGUGGUUGAUGAAAGUUCUGCAAAUGGUAAAGGGGAAACACCAGAGGAAUUAGUGAGUAGACCUCCAAAAGUUGAUUCUGAAGUUGAGGUUCUUCAUGAGAAGGUCACUAAGCAAAUAGUUAAGGAAGGUCAUGGCAAAAAACCUUCCAAGUAUUCAACAUGCUUCAUCCAUUAUAGGGCAUGGGCUGAGGGCACGGAGCACAAAUUUGAAGAUACAUGGCAGGAGCAACGACCAAGUGAGAUGAUAUUAGGAAAAGAGAAGAAAGAAAUGACUGGCUUGGGCAUUGGGGUUACAAGCAUGAAAGCUGGGGAGCGAGCCUUGCUGCGUGUGAGCUGGGAACUAGGAUAUGGAAAAGAAGGAAGCUUUUCUUUUCCAAAUGUUCCACCCAUGGCAGAUUUAGUUUAUGAAGUUGAGCUCAUUGGUUUUGAUGAAACAAAAGAUGGAAAAGCUCGCAGUGAUAUGACCGUGGAGGAAAGGAUUGGUACAGCCGAUCGGAGAAAGAUGGAUGGAAAUGCUCUGUUUCAAGAAAAUAAACUAGAGGAGGCCAUGCAACAGUAUGAAAUGGCCAUAGCUUAUAUGGGAGAUGACUUCAUGUUCCAGUUGUUUGGGAAAUAUAGGGAUAUGGCUCUGGCCGUAAAGAAUCCAUGCCAUCUUAACACGGCAGCCUGUCUGAUUAAGCUGAACCGUUAUGAAGAAGCUAUAGGACAAUGCACCAUUGUAUUAGGUGAAGAUGAGAACAAUGUCAAGGCAUUAUUUAGGAGAGGUAAGGCUAGAGCAGCACUUGGGCAGACAGAUGCUGCCCGGGAAGAUUUUCUAAAAGCAAGGAAAUAUGCACCCGAUGAUAAAGCAAUUGCAAGAGAAUUGAAGCUACUUGCUGAACAUGAUAAAGCAAUUUAUCAAAAGCAGAAAGAGAUCUAUAAAGGAAUAUUUGGACCAAGGCCUCAACCAGUACCUAAGAGAAGAAAUUGGCCCGUACUUAUUUGGCAGUGGUUUCUUUCAGUGUUUUAUAGCUUUAUCACACUCUUCAAGAGUGAAAAGCCCAAAUCUGAUUAAUUCAACUCUUGAACAACAAUUCAAGAGCAUUGUUGAAUCGACAAUUGUUUACGUACAUCCUAUGAAAGGCCACCAUGUUUUGUACUCCUGAGGUAACUAUUGUACUAUUGUAGUUUUACUACUUAUCUUUGCUAGUGAAAACAAAAACAAUCAGAUGUUGGAAAAAGUUGUGAUUUCACUCUUCUAUAGAGGAAUUGUGUUUGACAAUACUACUAAACUGUUUAAUAUAGAGUCUGUUAACGUAUAACCAACUUGUUUAGAUUUA